This is a messenger RNA of Aspergillus lentulus, 1779 nucleotides long. Lineage: Eukaryota; Fungi; Ascomycota; Eurotiomycetes; Eurotiales; Aspergillaceae. The record is from RefSeq and is a predicted model, not a curated record.
AUGUCCUCGGCUUCACCAGCCAAGCCGCCUGUCCCACUACGACACAGGAGAUACAAGACCGUCCUUGCCUGCGCGACCUGUCGUCGUCGCAAGGUCAAAUGUGACGGCCUUCGUCCAGCCUGUGGAAGAUGUCAAAGGACCAGCGAGCUCCAAGAGCCAUGUACUUAUAUGUCGACGUCAGCCCGCCGUAGCAGUACUGCCAACAAUCAUCUUUCAUCAGCUGCGGCAUCUCCACAACUACCGACUCCUGUUACGCCCGCUCAAACACAUUCGUGGCAAUCGGAUGUGGUCGAGACUUUCAGCGCUAAUACCCCGGGUAUUUCAGGGAAAUUCUCUUACGCGGUCAAGGCUGCUGUGAAUGCCAGAUUGGGGCUACCGUCCUCCAAAAAACGAUGCCCUAUUCUUCUGACAGACGCCCCGUUAUUUGGCUUGUUGUCUCUUCCAGGGGUUCCGGAUCUCGGUAUAAAUCCUACGGAUAUUGUCCUACCCCCUCGCAAGCAUGCGGACCGCUUGGUGAGCCUCUACUGGCAAUGUCUUGACCCUCUGGAACCGCUGCUUGAUCAGAGAUCUUUUGAUGCCGCCUAUCAGGCACUAUUCGACGGCAGUGAGAUGGAAUUCAAUGAGCAGAUUUUUCUCUGCACGCUCAACCUCGUAUUUGCUUUGUCCACUCAGUUAGAGGAAUCAACUCCUUCGGAACAGAGAAAUACUGCCAGUAAAACGUUCUUUCUUCGAGCCUGGCAUCUGUUGCGUCCGGAGGUCAUCCUCUGGCAAGCAGGCUCGUUGGAGACCGUUCAAUGCCUGCUUCUCAUGAGCAGGUAUCUUCAAUGUACCACAAAUCUACAGCAGACGUGGAUGGCACUGGGUUCGGCCGUGCGGAUUGCCCUGAGCAUUGGCCUCGACCGCGCCGAGAAGAAUAUGUUCGGGUCGGAUAGGGAGAACCAGUUGGCGCGGGAUGUUUGGCAGCAGAUAACGCAGGAGUUGAACCAAAUCACCGGCUACAUCGGUCUUGCUCAAGCGCUCACUGACAGCAUUCCAGCAGUGAGGCAGGACUUGGUUCUGCCAACCCAAGCAGAACCCAGUGCCCUCAUGCAAAUUGACGAGUGCCUUACUGGAUUAGAAAACCGACUCCCUCCCGCCCCGUACAAUACGUCCAGGGGUGAAACUGCUACUCCCCUCGACGGAAGGCUGAUUCUUCUUCGUCUGCGUCUCGUGCACACACGUAUCAUGUUUCUCAGACCUGUCAUCGCUCGCCUCUGUCUAUCCCAUGGGCAAACGCAGAAGGUUCCCCGACCCGCUGAAACGAGCGUAAGCGACCACGUCCUCGAAGCAUGCGCCACGCUGUGCGUCAACAACGCACAGAAGCUCAUCAUGCUGGUUCAGGAGUGCUCGCGACCAGACAGGACUGGACUUAUACCCUGGUGGUACCGUGUUUUCUACCUCUACAUAGCAAUGCAGCAUUUGAUAGCGGCGAUGCUGCGACCUGAUCUUUUCGGAACUCUGGUCCCGAAGUCAUGGAACACAGCUGUCUCAGUAUUUAGUGCACACGAGCACCUCAGUCUCUCUGUGAGGCGAUGUCUGAACAAGCUUCAGAUGAUGUGGCAGAGGGUCAUCGAUAUUCACUCUCCACCUACUCACGAAGCUCCUCCAUCCAGCAUGGACUACAACACGGGGCUCCAGGACAUCUUUGGGUAUCUUGGGUUUGAUGCUCAAAUGCCGCUGUUCGGGCUGGACGAUUCAGCGUGGCUGGACAAUGUGGAUUGGACAACUUGGUCGUCCUAG